AAUUAGAGUGACGAAUGGCUUACCACUCGUACGUAACUCUUUUUUGGGCUUUCUACCUUUCAUACCUUCUAUCUCUUUCCAAUGCACAGAGUACAGCAAGCUUCAACUUGCCAGUUAAAGCUGUAAAUCUUGGAGCUUGGCUUGUUACGGAGGGAUGGAUGAAACCUUCUCUCUUUAAAGGAAUAAUUAACAAAGAUCUCUUGGAUGGAACUCAAGUUCAAUUCAUGUCUACGAAGCUGCAGACGUAUCUAUCAGCAGAAAAUGGUGGUGGAACCAAUGUUGUUGCGGACCGUACCUCGGCCUCCGGUUGGGAAACUUUCAGGUUGUGGAGGAUCGAUGAGUCUUCCUUCAAUUUUAGAGUGUUCAACAAGCAGUUCGUGGGGCUGGGAAACCAAGGAAACACAGUAGCAGUUUCAAAUGCACCUGGCGUCUCUGAAACAUUUCAAAUCAUUAGGAAAGAUGGUGAUCCAAACCGUGUUCGCAUUAAAGCAACAAAUGGGUUUUUCCUUCAGGCAACAUCAGGAGUGUCGGUAACUGCUGAUUAUGGAGGCUCAGGUUGGGAAGAUAGUAAUCCCUCGGUCUUCAAAAUGACCAUAGUCAGGACCUUGCAAGGCGAAUACCAAGUCACAAAUGGUUAUGGCCCAGAUAGAGCCCCUCAAAUUAUGAAGGAUCACUGGAACACUUAUAUCACUGAAGAGGACUUCAGUUUCAUGUCAUCAAAGGGUCUGAAUGCAGUCAGAAUUCCAGUUGGGUGGUGGAUUGCACAAGAUCCGACACCACCAAAGCCUUUUGUUGGGGGCUCUCUGGAAGCCUUGGACAAUGCUUUCACAUGGGCUCAGAAAUAUGGGAUGAAAGUAAUUGUUGACCUGCAUGCAGUUCAGGGAUCACAAAAUGGAAAUGAUCACAGUGGGACAAGAGACGGAUAUCAGGAAUGGGGAGAUUCCAAUAUACAGGAUACGGUGGCAGUCAUAGAUUUCCUAGCAAAAAGAUACGCCAACAAUCCAAGUCUUGGGGCAAUUGAGCUAAUCAAUGAACCUGUUGCACCGGGUGUGACCCUAGAUAACCUUAAAAAAUAUUACCAAGCAGGUUAUGAUGCUGUAAGAAAGUACACAUCAAGCGCUUAUGUGAUCCUCUCAAACCGACUGGGACCUGCAGAUCCUAAAGAGCUCCUCUCAUUUGGUGGAAACCUCAAUCGUGUAGUCAUCGAUGUGCAUUACUACAAUCUCUUUUCAGAUACGUUUAGCCAGAUGAAUGUACAACAGAACAUCGAUUACAUCGACAACCAGCGAGCUUCAGAACUCAGCACAGUGACAACUUCCAAUGGCCCCCUCAGUUUUGUUGGGGAAUGGACGGCAGAAUUUGCGUUUAAUGGGGCAUCAAUGCAAGACUACCAAAGAUUUGCACAAGCUCAACAAGCGGUGUACGGGAGUGCCACUUUCGGAUGGGCGUACUGGGCUUACAAGUGUUCACAGAACCAUUGGAGCCUCAGGUGGAUGAUAGAGAACAACUAUAUAAAGCUCUAGAUUCCUGCACUGACAACUUGCUUAUCUAUCUGCUUGAUCAGAUUUCCCUUGUAAGGUUUAAAUAAAGCCAUAUCUUGGCUUAGGCAAUAAUGCUUUUUAUACUGAGGAGGGCGGAAGUACAAUGUAAUAUUUAUAAUAAGAAAGUAAAACGUUCCAAGCUUUGGCAUUUGACAUGCUCUUUAGUGAUACUAAA
Molecule: messenger RNA, 1716 nt
Organism: Juglans regia (Persian walnut)
Lineage: Eukaryota; Viridiplantae; Streptophyta; Magnoliopsida; Fagales; Juglandaceae
Product: probable glucan 1,3-beta-glucosidase A
Exons: 8
Coding region: 15-1523 (502 amino acids)
Biological process (GO): actin filament bundle assembly; establishment or maintenance of cell polarity; cell migration
Cellular component (GO): cytoplasm; actin cytoskeleton
Molecular function (GO): hydrolase activity, hydrolyzing O-glycosyl compounds; actin filament binding
Source: RefSeq, a predicted model, not a curated record